CACUUUGAACCAUAUAUAUAAAUUAUUAAGCUAUAAACCAAAUAGAGUUUGGGAUGUUCUGCCAACUAAAACCCAGAAGAUGCCAUGAGCUAGUCAAUGUUCACUCGGAAAGUACUGGCAUCAUUUAUGGCAUUUAAAUGGAGAGAAACGGUUGGUGACUGUUAACUUCCCUUCCGCUUUCAAUAUAAAUUAGAACAGAUCAGAGAUUGGUCCAAUUCAUUUUGCAUCUAUUCUUGGGGCUUGGGUUCUUUAUUGACUCAGGUUUUCAAAAAGCUUUCUUUGGCUUCAUUAUUCAGUUUUGUUGGGUUAUUAGCUUUGAGAUUUGAACAUGGGGGAGGAAUACGAUAUUGUGAAUUUGAUUGUGUUGGGAGUGAUCUCAUGGACGACAGUUUUUCUACUUGUCCGAAAAAUCUUCUCCGACCGCUCCUUUGAACUUUGCAACCGCAUUGUUUCUACAAUCCAUGGGAUUUUGGCUGUGAUUUUAGCCUCGCUCUCUGUUGAAGAUUGGAGCUGCCCUGUUUGUCCUUUGGCUUCGGCUUCUACGCCUAAGCAGAGGCAAGUUUUGGCUGUUACCGUAGCUUAUCUUAUAUAUGACCUCAUCUGCUGCCUCUUUGACGUCAAAUUCACUCUUGACAACACAGUUCAUCACUUGGUCAGCAUCGUUGGUCUUGCAGCUGGCCUUGCCUUUCAAUUGUGUGGAUCAGAACAAGUUGCUGCCAUAUUCAUAACGGAGAUCUCAAGCCCUUUCCUCCACGCCAGGGAACUGCUUAAAGAAUUCGGUUACAGGGACACCGAUCUCAAUUUAGCAGCUGAUGUCCUAUUUGCUGUAAUAUUCUCAGUAGCAAGGAUGGUGGGUGGACCUUAUGUGACUUUCGUUACUCUGACAGCUAAUAACCCGCUACUUAUCAAGGACUUCAGUUAGUGAGUACUUUCUGGUUCUACAAGAUUGUAAAGAUGGUGAAGUACAAGCUUACUAAAAGAAGGAAGCAGGUGGGCAUGCCUGGAAAAUUGGACUGAAGCUGUGUUACAUACUAGUGAACUAGGCUGCAUAAAAUAUUCAGUAUCUAAUUCACUUCAAGUAUCCACACAGCUGAUAGUUUAUUAAGGGUUGAAAAUUGAAAUAUACUGCGUAAACAUGCAGGAUUCUAUGUAAGACUUAAAAAAAAAAAAAAUCAAAUCAUGAAUUAUUCGGUUGUACUUGUAAA
Molecule: messenger RNA, 1205 nt
Organism: Gossypium arboreum
Lineage: Eukaryota; Viridiplantae; Streptophyta; Magnoliopsida; Malvales; Malvaceae
Exons: 5
Coding region: 329-922 (197 amino acids)
Cellular component (GO): membrane
Source: RefSeq, a predicted model, not a curated record